Messenger RNA from Clunio marinus, 360 nucleotides. Lineage: Eukaryota; Metazoa; Arthropoda; Insecta; Diptera; Chironomidae. The record is from the annotation of a GenBank genome assembly.
AUGGAAGAAUUUCAAAUUGCUUUAAAUUUAAAAUUAAUAAAUGAUAUUAAAUCAGUUAAUUAUGAAAGUAAAGUUCUAAUUGAGUUCGCAAGAUAUUAUCAGAAUAUUGUUGAUAUAAUUGAGCAGUUCAACAAAAGUUUUGGGAUGCAUCUGACCAGUUUUAUAACUGGAACAACAUUUAUGAUUAUUCUACUUAUGGAUUUUCUGGCCAUUCAGAUAAUCCAACAUGAUUCUUGUCUUAAAAUCUUCAAUCUGUUUGUUUUUGACAACAAACUGGUACUGGAAUUAUUAUCAAUUAUAGCAAGCUACACAAUUGUUUUGAUUCAGUUUAAUAUCGAGCAAGGCAAUAAGGAAUUUUAA